AUACGGAACUGGCCAAUCAGAAGGACGAUAGUUAACGCUUUAUCUCACUCGCGCGAAAUUUGAUAUUGCAUUUUGCAGGUGAGAAUCGCGUCCGGCGACUGGCGCUCCUCCUGAAGAUGUCGUACGAAGAGACCAAAGUGCCUGCAAACAAGGAAUUCUUAACGGGUGUUGUUGAAGGGUUUUAUGGCCGCCCGUGGACGUAUCCCAACGCAAAGAACUAUUCAGAAGAAUGAAUCAGAUGGGAAUGAAUGCCUAUCUGUAUGCCCCUAAGGAUGAUAUCAAGCACAGACAGUCGUGGAGAGAUCUUUACACACCAGAAGAGGAACAGCAGCUUCAGUACCUAAUUACAGAGUCGACUGAGGCUGGAGUGCUUUUUAUUUUUGCAAUAUCACCCGGCUUAGAUGUAACAUUUUCUAGUGCAAGGGAAGUCGAAAUUUUGAAGAAAAAGGUUGAUCAGGUUUCAAAACUUGGUUGUCGAUCAUUUGCUCUUCUUUUUGAUGAUAUUGAACCACGCUUGUGCCCUGCAGAUCGAGAGGUAUUUAAUUCGUCGGCUCGUGCCCAAGUUAUGUUCGCAAACGAAAUUUACAACCAUUUAGGAUGUCCAGAUGUGUUCUUGUUUUGUCCAACUGAGUACAGUGCAAGUCUAGCUGUGCCUAAUAUUAACAAAUCAGAAUAUUUAGCAACAGUUGCUUCUUGUUUAGCACCAGGUAUUGCUGUGAUUUGGACUGGUCCACUUGUGGUAUCUAAACGAAUUUUGACUAAGGAGCUACAAGAAUUAUCUGCUUUGCUACAACAUCCUAUUGUUUUGUGGGACAAUCUGCACGCCAAUGAUUACGAUCAACGUCGAGUAUUCAUAGGGCCGUACAGUGGCCGACCUUUAGCCUUACGUCGGAAAGGUUUGCUUAGAGGAGUUUUGACCAAUCCAAAUUGUGAAUUCGAAGCAAACUAUGUGGCACUACAUACUCUUGCACAGUGGUCUAGACAGGCUGGUGGUAGACAUCUGAUGCAGUCAGCGGAUACAGAAAUGCCGGGUACAAAUGAUGAACUCGAGUCUAAUGCCUCUGACGACAAUGAAAUGAUUGAUGAUAGUACUGAUGAUCAGAAGUUGGAUGGUGUUAAUCAACAAUCAUCCAUGAAUCAGGAUAUUUCUACAAAUCGGAAAUUUUCACGUAGUUCUAUAUAUAGACCUCGUGAAGCUCUUCAUAUAGCUUUGAAAGAUUGGCUCUCAUUGAUGCUUCAGGAUCAACAAACAAUGGUUAGUGCUUCAAAAGCCAGUACAGCUAUUGGGACUCCCACACCUAUGGAUACUGAUAAUCUAGAAACCAUCGGUCACAAUGAAGCUGCUAUGCAGAUUGAAUCUCCUCCUUCCAAUGUCGUCAUGAGUUCUGAUAGUACUUCUUCCGAAACAUUGAAUUCAGGUGAUAUGAAUUCAGUUGCUGUUACUUUGGAGGAUUUGGAAUUGUUUGCAGAUUUAUUCUACUUACCUUUCUCUCAUGGACCUACUGCUAUGCGACUCCUUGAAUUGGGUCAUUGGUUACGCGAAUAUUCUUAUGCUUGUGGACCCAAUCCUUCUGAUCUUGAGAAAGCAGCUGAGUGGAACAAAAAGCUUUCAGAUUACGCAGAAAUUGUGUCUACAAUUAGUCGAGUACGAGAUCGUAUACAACGUUUACCCUCGAAGAGCAUUUCUUAUGAAUUAGCACCUUAUAUAACUGAAGUUCAUACUGUUGUUGGGAUUACCUUGGAUUAUUUCCGAUGGUUAGAAACUGGAGUCAUGGCAUAUCGUAGUAUGUCGCAUUUGAGACGGCUUUUAACAUGGUUUUCUCCCGGUUAUCGAGAUAUGGUAACAUCAGGAGAUCAAGAACCAUGGACUUUUCGUGGCGGAUUAAUAACCGAACUUCAGCGGAUCCUACCACUUGAAUCUGCUCAAGAUCUAUUCCCUGCUCCUAGCCGUGCUGUACCAGGGAUGACUACAAUUCCUUGUUUAAAUUGGCCUGAUGGUGGUCCAAAUUUAUGCACUCCACUUCAACAGUCUGUUCCUCCAAUAAUCCCAUUUCAGCCUCCCAGCUUUGCACUAUUUUCAAGAUAUCCAUCAUAUGUGGUUCGACCAUAUCGACCUGAAGACAAGUCAAACAUAUACAAUCUAUUCAGAAAACUGCUUUUAGCUCGUGUUGGUUUACCUGAAAGUGCAUUACCACCAGAAUUUCAUGAUCUACCAGGCGAUAAGUACUUACUACCGUUUCUGCAACAUUCACCUGAAAACUGUUUUGUGGUAUUGGGUCCACCUUUUCUUCAAGCUACUACUGAGUACUGCAGUGAUAGUAAUCGUACUUGUAAUUCAGUUACAAGUUUUGAUUAUUCAGUUAACUGUGUUGGUUUUGGUGUUUCAGCGCCUGAUGCUGUAUCUUGGGCUCGUCAACGUAAUACUCACUUUCGCGAGUCAAUGAAAUCAAAGUAUCCGCGUGAUUUUCAAAUUCGCGUUCAAGAUAUAACUCAGUGUAACAAACCAGUUUGCGAAAAUGGUGAACUUAGUAACAUUAAUCAACAUGGAAACGCUGGUAAUCGGCUGGAACUUCAAGUAAAUUUGUCUACUCAACCUUCUUCCUUGGCGGAGGAUCGUUCUUCAGCCAUUGGUCCAAGUCGAACGUCCGUAGCUGUUGAAGAAUUUAUCAAGGUUAUUACCAAUUUUAUUCGCUUUUUAUUCCUGCAACAAUAAUAUUUUAUCAUGUCUUUUCCACUUUACGCUUUAUUUUUUUCACUCAACGUGUGAAACAGGUUGUUACUCCUUUGAUGAUAGACCGGGAAGUCUACACUUCCCCUCACAGUUCAUAGCAAAAGUCAAAGACUUCAUGCACUGAUGUCGCAUCAGUGUGCGCGAGACAGACAAUGGUAAUCAGGUAUGUACUACACAUUUACCAACCACCUCGGUCGAUGAAGGUCCACAACACCAUCAACUGACUUUCCUCUUCUUUAAACUCUAAAUUUUAAUUCUGCAAUACUGACCUGGUGACACCACGGUACACCGCCUCUGUUACAAAGACAACGGGUUUGAACACCUGAAGCCUUCUCAUAUCCUCUGCCUUUAAUGGCCAUGUUUCACAGUCAUACAAUAGAACAGAGCGAACUGCAACACAGUACACUCGCUCCUAUUACAUAAUCGGAUAUCACAGCGGCGCCAUAAACGACGUAAUGUGUCGAAAGCUAAGUGCGACUUUUUUAAUCAUGCUUAGACUUUGUCAGUCACUGACCCAUCAGGGCUGAUCCGACUUCCCAAGCGGGUAACGUGGUCAAUGCACCUAACCACUUCGCCUCCUAUUGUUAGACAAGGCACCAGAGAAGACCAGCUUUUGAAGCAACAAUUUGCAUUUGGGUAGUGAGAAACGCAUCCCGAAUAUCUUCAGCUGCUACUCAAGGUGUGCAGAGGACUUUGUAUCCUGUCAGAAUUUUCACCUAUCAGGACUGUCACCUGUGAACUGUAGGCAUGUUAAGGAUUUCUCUGUGAUGGAAUCAAUCCCUGUGAAGUCAGAUGACGAGAAGAAGACAUCCAUAAAAAAAACGCAUCUCGAACAUUCUCGAACUGACACUCAAGGUGUCCAGAAGAUUCUGCAUCUUUUCAACAUCGACUAACAGGCCUAAUACGUUUGCAUGCUCUAAAUCUACAAAGGAUUCUUGUAUUAAGCAUCAAUCCCUGUGAAGUCAGAUGAUGUGAAGGAGACAUCGAUAAGAAUGUUUAUGAUAAAGCUGAAUAAGAAUGGAGAGAGUGAACAUCCUUGAUGGAUGCCACUCGACAUAGACAACUCAUGUGAUAACUCACCAUAGGCUCUAACACACCCUUGCGUACCAGAGUAGACAGCUUUUUGCAAGAUGAUAUACUUACCUGGCAUGGCUUUCAUUGAGAGACAUUGCCGUGGGAUCAGUCGGUUGAUGGAGUGAAAUGCUGCGCUUAUAUGAGGAAAAAGUAGUGAGAAAAGGGAUGAGAUGUAAAUAUUUUCUCAUAAUUUUGAGUGUUCGUUAAAUUGCUGUUCACGGUUGUUUGAUCAACAUAGUUAUUACAAUAACAAUAUGUGAUCAUGGGAAUUUUUUGAAUUUUUAGUCGUUAAUUUGUUCCUUCCACAAUGAUGCACAAGAAGUUGUUGAUAUUGCUGCAGCUGUAAACAUUCUACCUCCCCCUGAACCUCUUGGUGGAUGCCUUUCUAUAGAACCACCUCUUUCUGGUUGUUUGGAACAACGUGAGUCUACCAGUACUAUCUCGGCUACUCCAAAUGUUCCCGCCAACUUACCAUCUCAGCUGGAUCCAAAACCUCCUUUUCCUGUUGAAUGUUCUGCAUCUAUCCCACCUCUGCCGUUACCUACACCUAUCUUACCUGAUACUGCACCUCCAUCUCCACCGUCCGGUGUAUGUGUACCUUUCGUACCUGAAACAUGUUCUAGCAGUCCAGCGACAACAACCUCAGCUGUUGCUCGUAAUCUUAUUGUGGCUGGUGGACUGGAAGCACUUCAUAGUGCUUUAGCAGCUCAUCCUGCUACACUAUGGGUAGAAUUCGAUGAUAUAGGAUUAAAUGGUUGUGUAAGUGGCCCAACGCCCACUAUGCUACUGAAUCAUAAUCUUGGAUUGUGUACCGAUCCACCUGAACUACUUUUGGAUUCAGUCGCUCGCCGACUGUUUAUUUGCCUACUGGCUGCAUUGAAAACUAUUGGUGCUCAUGGUGCACAUACACAGUUGGAUUCUAUUAAUGAACAUCGUGCAGAACUCUAUCGACGUUUCGGUUUCUAUCCUGUCCCGGCAGCUUCAAAUGAACAGACAACUGUUUUAGCCCGUUUAAUUUAAUGAAAGAAUGUAAUUUUUUAGAAACUUACCUGAAUUCAACUUUCUUUUUCUGGUCUCUUCCAUCUUACACUCUCUUUCAUAUCAUAGACGACAAUAUUUUUUGUGUGCGAUGACUGCUAAUAAUAAUUAUUAUUAUGUGUAGAGUUGUAUGAUUCCCUUGUAAGUGAUCGAUUCACAUUAGAACCAAUAUGUUGUGUAUACUUAAACUCUUAUGCAUAUUCAAGUGUAUUUCUUGGUGAUGUAUGUGUUUAAAUUACAAUCCCGUUUGUCAAGAAUUUUUUUUAAAAAAAAGUGAAAAUCCAGUCGAGUCUCAAAGUUCUGGUUUUUAUUCAUGAUAAUGACUUCUGUCAGAUACAGCUCACUCGAGUCAAAAAUAAACUCCUCCUCCUCUGUUGUGAUUGUUGUUGCACCAUGACGAUUGUUUUGCUACAUUGUCUAAUAUCAUUACUGGAUGUCGUUGUUAUUUCUUAGUCAUUAUUUAAACUUUUCAAACUUAUUUGAUGAUCUCCAGCUCAUAUAUAACUAUGGUCUUCAGUUUCUAGCUCUACCUUUUUUGCAGAAAGUACUGCUGCCCUUUUUCUAGGAGGAUGAUUUCAAUAUAUUGGAUGAAAAAUACUGUUUCUUUUGCUUUUAUUUGCAUGAUCCAUCACUUUAUAGUGUAUAUAAUGCUAACCAUGCACAUAAUUCUCUAUUUGUACUUUUGGCUGAAUGAUUAUCGUUACUACCGUUUAGCCUAUGGUUUGUAAGCUUUAGAAAACUAUUUUUACUGAUUGUAGGACAAGGUCAUGGCAGCUCACAGCUACAUACGCAUAUGAAGCGAAAUGCUAUCAGUAUUUUGUUUAAUGCUCAUCUUUCUUGCCAAUCUGUUGAAUUAAAUGUUGUAAACGAUGCUCAGAGAUCUAACUGUUAUAUUGCAUUUCUUUGAACGUUAUAACUUAGUCAUUUUAAUGGUGAAUAGAAUUUAUGUAACUUGAUGUAGACACUAGAAGACGUUGUUUAGUUCAUGAAGAUUGGAGUAAUAUGUCCAAACUUCACAUUAACAGAUAACCUUUUUUGAACCGUUAAUUCAGAAUGUUAGUUAAUAAUAAAAAUACCUUUACUAAAGUCACUUUUUGGUUGAUAUUAAACUACGUGUUGCCAGUACUUUACUGACAAUUACCUUCCUCUUCAAUCAUAGUCAUAUCAGCUGCUCCACAGUGAUAUCGACUUGUGUAUGAAUAGCUAUAACAAUAUUUUACAUUUCGAAACUUGUACGUAGAAAACAAGAUUUUAUUUCCUUG
Molecule: messenger RNA, 6105 nt
Organism: Heterobilharzia americana
Lineage: Eukaryota; Metazoa; Platyhelminthes; Trematoda; Strigeidida; Schistosomatidae
Source: the annotation of a GenBank genome assembly